AUGAAGCUGAGAAUGAAGCGAGGACGGACAGGUUUCAAAUCAAAGUGCCCGACCUUCUCUUCCCACAAGCAGAGGGCUAAGAGACAGAAGAAGGGGGGCUCCAGCUUGGCCCUGUCUCCAUCAGAGGACUGGGGUAACCUGCCCCACCACGUCGUCCUGCAGAUCUUCCAUCAUCUGUCCCUCAUAGACCGGGCCAAGGACUCGUCUGUGUGCCGCCGAUGGAAUGAGGUCUUUCACACCCCUGACCUGUGGAGGGGGUUUGAGUUUGAGCUCAAUCAGCACCUACGCUCCACUCACCCUAACCUCAUUCAGCAGAUCAUCAAGAAGCACGGCCAGCACAUGCAGUACGUCAGCUUUAAGGUGGACAGCUGCAUAGAGUGCGAAGAGCCGGCCUGUGACAUUCUCUCCCAGCUGGUGAACUGCACCAUUAAGACCCUGGGGCUGAUUUCCACAGCACGGCCCAGCUUCAUGGAUGUGUCCCAGGCUCACUUUGUGUCUGCACUGAUCCAGGUGUUUGUCAACUCCGAGUCCCUGUCCUCUAUCAAGAUUGAUGACCCCGAAGUGGACGACCCGUCCUUGAAGGUGCUGGUUGCCAACAACAGGGACACGCUCAAGCUGCUGAAGAUGAGCAGCUGUCCUCAUGUCUCCCCAGCAGGUAUCCUGUGUGUGGCAGAUCAGUGCCAUGGCCUAAGGGAGCUGGCAUUGCACUACCACCUCCUCAGUGAUGAGAUCCUGCUUGCUCUGUCCUCUGAAAAACACGUCCACCUGAAGCACCUGCGCAUUGAUGUGGUGAGCGAAAACCACGGUCAGACGCACUUUCACACCAUCAAGAGGAGCAGCUGUCAGGCUCUGGUCCGACACUCGCCCAAGGUGACCAUCGUCAUGUACUUCUUCCUCUACGAGGAGGAGUUUGAUCCCUUCCUCCGAGAGGAAACUCCCGUCACCCACCUGUACUUCAGCCGGGCCGUCAGCAAAGAGAUGCUGGGCCGCAUUAGACUGAACUGCCCUCGGCUGGUGGAGCUGGUGGUGUGUGCCAACGGUCUGGGGCCCCCGGACCAGGAGCUGAUCCAGAUCGCAGAGCGCUGCAAGAGCUUGACGGCCAUUGGGCUCGCCGAGUGCGUGGUGACCUGCAGUGGCUUUCUGGAAUUUGUGAAGAUGUGCGGGGGAAGGCUGACUCAGCUGUCAAUCCUGGAGGAGGUGCUGAUCCCAGACAGCAGCUACAACAUGUCGCAUGUGGUUCCCCGAUAUGAUGCCCACCUGAUGCACUGA
Messenger RNA from Limanda limanda (common dab), 1269 nucleotides. It is a transcript of the gene fbxl3l, whose product is annotated as F-box and leucine-rich repeat protein 3, like. Gene Ontology annotation, cellular component: cytosol; SCF ubiquitin ligase complex; nucleus. The record is from RefSeq and is a predicted model, not a curated record. Gene Ontology annotation, molecular function: protein binding. Gene Ontology annotation, biological process: entrainment of circadian clock by photoperiod; SCF-dependent proteasomal ubiquitin-dependent protein catabolic process; G2/M transition of mitotic cell cycle. NCBI's taxonomy places the organism in Eukaryota, Metazoa, Chordata, Actinopteri, Pleuronectiformes, Pleuronectidae.